AUAUAUAUUUUUCAUGUUACAAUGAUAGUGGAUAAAACAUUAAUUUUUUGCAGCUAAUUAUUGUAACGAAACAUAAUACACUUGCAUACAAUUUGUAGUAUAUCUCAUUAUACAGAAUAUCUAAGAUAAAAGUAAUAUCAUGUUUCUUAAACUAUUGUUAAGUAGCAGUUUAACAAUCAUCGUCGCGGCGGCUUUUUUAACCGACGAUCAGAUAAUAAAAAUAUCUCAAGAAGAAUUAAACAGGAUCUCGAUUUAUAUAUUACCGCAACAUUAUGAUAUCAUCGUUACAUAUAUCGAAAAAAAUAUUCUUGUCAGCAACUGCAGUAUACGUACACAGAUUAAAUAUUCAACAUCAAGCAUUAUAUUGUAUUUACACGUAAAAAAUAUUAAUCUAAUUGUGGUUUAUUAUCCAAAUUAUUAUUCUAUGAAUGAUACUAAAACUACGAACAUUUAUACAUCGGUAAGAUCUAUGUAUGAUGUUGAGAAAAACAUUGUCGAAUAUACAUUCGCUGAAGAUCUAUUGCCAGGAUAUUGCAUCAUAAAAUUAGUUUAUAAUAUAACUGAAGGUACAGGCUUAAAAAACUUUUAUAAAAGAGAUGAGCGACAGUGGUUGGCAACGUAUGUUGAUAUUGGGAUCCAACACAUGCUUCCGUCUUUGCCCGUAUCUUUAGGAGCCACCAUGCCCAUCUAUGAUAUUAUUGUUGAACAUUAUCAAAACUAUACAGUUUUAUCAAACAAACCGAUACAAGAAAGAAUAGAAACGAAUGAUAAAAACAUGACGAAGACACAUUUGCAUUCGCUUGUAAAACCUAUUUAUCUACUAUUUCUGGCUAACCGAAAUAAUUUCUCUCUUAUGCGUGGUACAAAUGAAAGUAUCAGAGUUAAUAUGUGGUGUAGAAUGCACUGCGAAUUUGCACACCAAUUUGCUGAAAAUAUAACAUCGUACUUGUUCGAUAAAUGGAAACGUUUGAAUCAAACUUGGGAAAUAAAUCAUAUUGCACUUCCGGAUUUUCAAAACGAAAGCAUCAUAAAUCUGGGCCUUAUUCUUUAUAGAGAAGCAGAUAUUAUCUACAAUGACAAUGUAGAUUCUGUUGCCACUAAAAUCAAAGUUGCUCGAUUCGUGGCCCAUAAAAUAAUACAGGAAUGUUCUUAUUAUGAAAAUCCACUUUGGCUAUCAUCCUCUUUGUUAAAUGAGGCUAUUGUCUCAUUUCUUGGAUUAUAUGUCACCACUCAGGCUCUCCCAAGUACCCGGAUGAUGGACAUUUUUUUGGUACAAAUUCAACACGAAUCCCUUCAUUUCGAUACUGAAUAUGAUGCAUCACUUUAUAAUACAUCACUCAACAUUUCUUUUAAACAUUACGAUCACAUUAAAGACAAGCAACUUAACACAAUCAGCAGAACAUUUCACAUAGUGGAAACGUUUUUAAAAAAAAGUAAUAAGUUACCGUUACCUGAAGUUACCAGCGAUAGGGAUUUACCGUUCCCGUUAGGGGAAGGUGUCACCGCUAGAAAGUUACCGCCACCGUCACCUCCUCCUACCGACCCAAUGUGUCCGUUUUGUUAUGGGAGGAGAGCCUAA
Molecule: messenger RNA, 1579 nt
Organism: Camponotus floridanus (Florida carpenter ant)
Lineage: Eukaryota; Metazoa; Arthropoda; Insecta; Hymenoptera; Formicidae
Product: glutamyl aminopeptidase-like
Exons: 7
Coding region: 140-1579 (479 amino acids)
Biological process (GO): proteolysis; peptide catabolic process
Cellular component (GO): cytoplasm
Molecular function (GO): peptide binding; zinc ion binding; metalloaminopeptidase activity
Source: RefSeq, a predicted model, not a curated record